AUGGCGGCGGUGGCGGCCGGCGCAGGGGGCCCGGGCGCGGCGGGCGGCGGCGGCGGGGCGCGCGAGGGCGCGCGGGUGGCGGCGCUGUGCCUGCUGUGGUACGCUCUGAGCGCAGGCGGCAACGUGGUUAACAAGGUGAUCCUGAGCGCCUUCCCGUUCCCCGUGACCGUGUCGCUGUGCCACAUUCUGGCUCUGUGCGCCGGACUCCCACCGCUGCUGCGCGCCUGGCGCGUGCCCCCUGCGCCGCCAGUCUCGGGCUCCGGGCCCACCCCGCACCCGUCGCCCGGCCCUCUGCUGCCGCCGCGCUUCUAUCCGCGCUAUGUGCUGCCGCUCGCCUUCGGCAAGUACUUCGCGUCCGUGUCAGCGCACGUCAGCAUCUGGAAGGUGCCGGUGUCCUACGCGCACACCGUCAAGGCCACCAUGCCCAUCUGGGUGGUCCUUCUGUCUCGGAUCAUCAUGAAAGAGAAGCAGAGCACCAAGGUGUACUUAUCACUCAUCCCCAUCAUCAGCGGGGUCCUGCUGGCCACUGUCACCGAGUUGUCAUUUGACAUGUGGGGGCUCAUCAGUGCUCUUGCUGCCACACUGUGUUUCUCACUUCAGAAUAUUUUCUCCAAAAAGGUAUUGAGAGACUCACGGAUCCACCAUCUCCGGCUGCUGAACAUUUUGGGCUGCCAUGCCGUCUUCUUUAUGAUCCCCACAUGGGUCCUGGUGGACCUCUCAGCUUUCCUGGUCAGCAAUGACCUGACAUACGUGUCCCAGUGGCCCUGGACACUCCUCCUCCUGGCUGUCAGUGGCUUCUGUAACUUCGCCCAGAAUGUCAUCGCCUUCAGCAUCCUCAACCUCAUCAGCCCUCUGAGCUACUCAGUGGCCAAUGCCACCAAGAGAAUCAUGGUCAUCACGGUGUCCCUGAUCAUGCUGCGGAACCCAGUCACCAGCACCAAUGUCCUGGGCAUGAUGACGGCCAUCCUGGGGGUCUUCCUGUACAACAAGACCAAGUACGAUGCAAAUCAGCAAGCAAGGAAGCACCUCCUCCCCGUCUCGACAGGGGACCUGAGCAGUAAAGAACACCAUCGGAGCCCCCUGGAGAAGCCCCAUAAUGGCGUCCUCUUCCCCCAGCACGGGGACUAUCAGUACGGCCGCAACAAUACCUUAACAGACCACUUCCAGUACAGCCGGCAGAGCUACCCGAACUCGUACAAUUUGAACCGCUAUGACGUGUAGAGCCUCAUGCACAGGGUGGGCUUUUCUGUGACUCCUGCCCCACCCCCAGCAGCACCACUUCUGACAACCAGUGAAUGUAAACCCACCCAAGGGGAUGGUACAUAGGAGUGGUACACAACCAUCAGAGGACCCUGGGCUCCCAGCGCCCGGAGCAGCAGGACGCCCUCCCUGCCGUGAGGACCACCACCCUCGAGCUCGUUUCCUGCCCUUCCUUCCUGGAGUCUGUCAUCUGAGGGCGAUUUUGCUACGGAGAUCUUGGCCAGGUGUUACCUUUCUGCGUGGACUUUUCCCCUAUGUCAUGUAUUUCAGAGUUUUUGUUCUGCUUCCCAGAUAACAUUUCCAGGUAACCCUCUGGAAAGGCGGGAUCACUGUGGAUACACACCCCGGAGCAGGCAAGGGGAUGGACUCAGUUUCCCCACCAGCCCCAUGGCCGUUUGCAGUUACUAGCAAGCACGCCCAAGUGAACAGCUAUUGCAGUUGGCAUGGGAUUCUUGGAGGCUGAUUCUUUGACCUGCGAGUCCGAAUUGGUGCGUGCAGGGCACUGCCCCGCCCAGGGCAUGAGGAGGGGACUAUGGAGCUGGGCGGGGGUCGUUAGGAAAUCACGUUCAGUGUUUCCAGCUCUAUUUCUAUAAUAGUCGUUUUGUCUUUUCUGGUGGGUCUUCACUGCUGUGAUGACUUUGCAGGAUGUUGCGGAGAUACUGAUUUUAUGAGAAUCUUGCAUUUUUCUAGGGGAUAUUUUAUAGUGGUGUGUGUAUUUAUGCCUUGGUCCCCCCCCCAGGAGGGGACGCAUGAAGACUGGCUUAUGGGUUGAAAACCCUUUUGUUUUUAAAUGUUUAAAAAUAAGAAAAGUUCCCCCUGGUGAUGCCUGUCUUGACACAUCUCGGCAUUCUGUGGGAAGCAGUGAGGUGCCGAGAAGCGCCUCCCGAAUGACCACAAUCGCUGAAAGCAGAAUGAAUCGGGAAUAUCAUGUCGAUGAUUUGUCUGCAGACAAGAGCCCAGUGCUUGGAUUCCACGGCCUGUUCGUGUUUACGCUGUGAUCUGAAUCAUGUCCUGGUGAGGGGGAGAAGGGGCGAGCACCAAGUGAGGAUCUGGUUUGCCAAACCUGAUGCUUUGGUCAAGGAAAAGUUUGGGUUCUGGCAGGUUCAAAUCUUCAGAAAGAUUAUGUGAGCCCAGCAGGGACCUCCGUGUGUCAAGGUCCAGAUCAGGGUCUCCAGCUUUGUUGGCAUCACGAAGGACUGUGUCCUGCCUCCCUGAGGGGACCACUGGCUGGGUCGGUAGGGUCUAUGGCGAUGGCUGCUUUCUUCCUCCAGCAUUGUCUGGGGGUCACCCUUUACCUGCUGGUGAGUGAGACGUCUCCCCGUUCAAAGAAGUGUCGUAGCUUAUGCUUGACUUCUGGUCGGUUGAUUUUUGAUCAUUGGAAUUUUGUAUUGAAGAGGUCCCGCUUUGUCAGCUCACAAAUGGGCCACUCCUGGCGAGUUCACAGAAGCCUUCUGACCUGUGAGUUUAUGAAGCACCAGCCUCCGGAGUCCCUGUUUGUUGUCUGUUGUUCACUUGCUAAUAAUUACUUUGGCCCCAAGUUUCAAGAUGAUUGCUGUGUGAAACCUGAAAAGGCCGUCCUGAAGGGUAUUGGUGGUGACAGGAGCUCGCUGAGUGCUUUCACCAGAGGCAGGUGAAUUUUUCUCACUGGUGAAUAACAAGUGGGGAUAAUUUUUGCAAGUCUGCCAAGAUAUUCUGAUCGUUGUCUUUAUGAUUACAGUAACCGACUCCUUGAACAUA
This is a messenger RNA of Rhinolophus ferrumequinum (greater horseshoe bat), 2997 nucleotides long. RefSeq names its product solute carrier family 35 member E1 (gene SLC35E1). NCBI's taxonomy places the organism in Eukaryota, Metazoa, Chordata, Mammalia, Chiroptera, Rhinolophidae. The transcript has 6 exons. Gene Ontology annotation, cellular component: Golgi apparatus. Bases 1 to 1221 code for a protein of 406 amino acids. The record is from RefSeq and is a predicted model, not a curated record. Gene Ontology annotation, molecular function: antiporter activity.